UGUGAAUAGAAAAGGUUGAAAUUCUCCAUGCUCUUUCCUAAUCUAUAGAUGCCAUUUUAUUUUAUAUGAUAAAGGCAGUUGUUGAACCAAAAUAUGAAAGAAAAAAUAUUGAAUUAGAGGAGUUUUGGGUAGCUGUUAUAGAAGAUAAGAAGACAACAUGUGACGUUAUUAAGAAAUUAAAUUAUUGUUUACCCAAUGAUUUAUUUAAACAUUUAAAAAGAAUAAAUGGUAUAUAGUCUCAAAACUUUGUGAAGAUUUUUAUAAGUAUUAUAUUAAAGGUAAAAAUAUGUUGGUCAUAUUAGCAUCUUACAAGUCCUUUGAUGAGAAAUUUUUAAAACAAAUAUUAUCUUCCAAUACAAUUGAGAACUCAAUAUGAAUUAUCAAAUAAAAUUUGGCCCACUCAUUAUUAUGAAAAUAAAAAAUACACAAAUCAACUGAAUUUUCUUAACUAUUAUAAUACAAAUUUAGAAGCCAUUAUGAUACCAAAUAUGAUGGAGGCAAUAAAAAUGGCUCAUAAAGCUUUAAUGGACAAUAAUGAACCUGUUGGGGCAGUUAUAGUUGAUCCCUAAAACAAAUAAGAUCCUGGCUUCUUCCCAUGAUUCACGAAAUUCAUCCAGGAACCCUUUAAACCAUGCCAUUAUGAACUGUAUUGAAUCACUUUGCCAAUCACAGAGAAAGAUCCUCGAUACCGAUUAUAGAGAAUACUAUCCGAACAAUAAAAAAAUAUGCAAAUCUUAUGGUGGCACAUCUAUGACUGAAGAACAAAAUUCAAGCGCAAAAUUUGAAAACGAAAUGCAAUAUUUAUGUACCAACUACCAUUUAUUUACUACUAGGGAACCAUGCAUAAUGUGUUCCAUGGCAUUAGUGCACGCCAGGAUUAGAAGAGUUUUUUACGGGACAGAAUCUAAGUAUGGGGCAUUGGGAAGCAAUGGCGUGAUGCUGCACACGAUCAAAUCGCUGAACCAUAAUUUUGAAGUGUACAAACACCUUAUGCUGGAAGAAUGUCUCGCAUUGAACAGAUUUUGAUAACUAAUAUAAACAAUAUUUUAAGAUGGUCAAAUACAGCGCCGAUUCUUCUAUUUACAUAAUUCGUGAUAAUCAUUUUCUCCGCUUUGACAACAUAUGGGGAUUGGGCUAAAGACAAAUUU
Gordionus sp. m RMFG-2023 is the source of this 1148-nucleotide messenger RNA. Its product is annotated as probable inactive tRNA-specific adenosine deaminase-like protein 3. Gene Ontology annotation, biological process: tRNA wobble adenosine to inosine editing. Gene Ontology annotation, molecular function: tRNA-specific adenosine-34 deaminase activity. Gene Ontology annotation, cellular component: nucleus; cytoplasm. The transcript has 9 exons. The record is from RefSeq and is a predicted model, not a curated record. The coding region runs from base 640 to 1026 and encodes 128 amino acids. Lineage: Eukaryota; Metazoa; Nematomorpha; Gordioida; Chordodea; Parachordodidae.